Molecule: messenger RNA, 960 nt
Organism: Chenopodium quinoa (quinoa)
Lineage: Eukaryota; Viridiplantae; Streptophyta; Magnoliopsida; Caryophyllales; Amaranthaceae
Exons: 3
Coding region: 270-596 (108 amino acids)
Source: RefSeq, a predicted model, not a curated record
AUUGCCCGUAUAGGGUAUGCAAAAUGAGAAAUAAACAAAAGCAGAGCAAAAUUGGCAUUAUGAGCACUCCGAAAAUAAAAUAGAAUUAGCCCCAAAAAUAGUACUCCGUCACAUCUUCCAUCAGAACAGAAAGAAAGGUGAAGGAUCGAUCGAUCAGCAGCUCCUGAGUGAAUCAAAAUUGAUCUUGAAUCGGACGAUUAGAUGCUAGGCAUUUCCACCUCCAAUUCGUAUUUAUUCCUGCCUCUUCUUUUGGUGUUGUAAAGUAAAGGAUGUCGAGGCCAAUGUUGCUGGUAUUCUUGUUGCUGAUACUUAUAAUUACUUCUCAGUUCGAGUGGAGGCAACAGCUUGUUAGCGAUGUCGAGUCCAAUCAUACUUUAUCUCUGAAACAGCACCGCAUUUCCAAGCGAGAAGAAGCUGUUAAAGAGAAGAUCAUUUUAUCUCAAGAGAAGAGCAUUCAGAAACUCAAUGAGCUUGUACGAAGUCUGCGAGAACAGUUAUCAGAGUGCCGUAGUAGUAAUGAAACUGUAAACAGCAGUUUAAGCAAUCUAACUGAAAGUAUCAUAGAGCUUGAACGACAGCAGUUUUUGGAAGAUUAAACAAUAUUCCAUUAGAUCUUGUCGUAGGAGGGUUUGUAUGUUUUUUUGCUCCCUUCAUUCAUGCCCCAUGUCUGUCAAUGUAAUAUGUUUAACAGCGUAUAGAUAGCUACCUUAUGCCAGUGUCGCCAUAUUUGUGGUCAAAUGCUUUUCAUACAGUCAAGCAGUAACUACAUUGUAUCUUAUAUAGGCAUGUCAUUUUGUUCUUAAUAUUUGUCUAUUUGAUACGAAACUCUUAAAGAUUAAGCUUUGAUUACGAAGAUGAGGCAUUGAAAUUGGUAUUCAUUCUUCUGGUCUGUUGUAAAUUGAAAUUGGUAAUCAUUUUUCUGGUUUGAUGUAAAUUGAAAUUGGUAUUGGUUUAGUGUUU